Messenger RNA from Priapulus caudatus, 3705 nucleotides. RefSeq names its product glycine dehydrogenase (decarboxylating), mitochondrial-like. Gene Ontology annotation, molecular function: glycine dehydrogenase (decarboxylating) activity; pyridoxal phosphate binding; glycine binding. Gene Ontology annotation, cellular component: mitochondrion; glycine cleavage complex. The record is from RefSeq and is a predicted model, not a curated record. The transcript has 23 exons. NCBI's taxonomy places the organism in Eukaryota, Metazoa, Priapulida, Priapulimorpha, Priapulimorphida, Priapulidae. Gene Ontology annotation, biological process: glycine decarboxylation via glycine cleavage system.
ACGUGGCCACAUUUUCGUGUUUUGAUUGUAGAACUCCGUCCGUUUUUAAUAAGAGGAGAGUAGUGGGUCUUUAGUUCGGCUCGUAGUUUACGGUAACACCUUGCUGGUCAUGCAGCGGGCAGGUAAAAGUUUUCAAGUGAUAUGUGGAGGGUGUGCAGGAAACAGAGGACGGCAGUUCAGUCCAUACCUUGCAGUGACGCCGAGGUAUUCGGAUCCUGUCGCCGGGAUUAGAACGCAAGUUGGGAUUCCCUUUCGGCUCUGUGCUACAGUAGCCCACGAUGUCGUCUCUAAGUAUCUACCGAAACAUGAUGCGUUUGCUUCGCGCCACAUUGGUCCGAAACCGUCAGACCAAACAAAAAUGCUCAAGUACUUGGGUGUACAGAGCAUGGAGGAACUGAUCAGCAAGACUAUCCCAGCAAACAUCAGACUAGGCCGAGAACUAGACCUGGAACCAGCUCUGGGUGAAUUUGAGGCUCUGGAGAGGAUCCGGGAGAUAUGCAAGCUGAACGAGAUUUGGCGCUCGUAUAUCGGCAUGGGCUACUUUAACUGCUUCACCCCUAACACCAUCAUACGCAACAUCUUCGAGAAUCCUGGAUGGACGACACAGUACACCCCCUACCAGCCCGAGAUUGCCCAAGGUCGCCUGGAGAGCCUGCUCAACUACCAGACUGUGGUGUGUGAUCUAACAGGUCUCGCUAUUGCCAAUGCUUCUCUUCUCGAUGAGCCGACUGCCGCAGCUGAGGCCAUGGCUCUCUGCUAUAGGCACAACAAGCGAAGGAAAUUUUACUGUGAUUCUAAACUACAUCCCCAGACAUUGGCUGUAGUUUUGACUAGGGCCAGUGCCCUCGGCAUUGAGGUCAUUGUCUUGGACAACGCUGACAUGGACUUUAGCAACAGAGACGUGUCAGGAGUUCUCUUCCAGUAUCCAGACACGGAGGGCAGGGUGGUGGACUUUACUGAUUUGGUCGGUGUUGCACAUCAGAAUGGGUCCAUGGCGAUAUGUGCGACAGACCUGCUUGCUCUUACUAUCAUGCGACCCCCUGGCGAGAUUGGGGUGGACGUGGCCUUGGGAACGAGCCAGAGAUUUGGAAUCCCCCUGGGCUAUGGCGGUCCUCAUGCAGGGUUCUUCGCUGUUAAGGAGGAGUUCAAGAGACUGGUGCCCGGACGCAUUAUCGGUGUCACUAAAGACUCCGGUGGUAAGGUGGCAUACCGAUUGUCCCUACAAACACGUGAACAACAUAUCCGUAGGGACAAGGCAACCAGCAACAUCUGCACAGCUCAAGCAUUGCUGGCCAACAUGUCAGCCAUGUAUGCUGUGUACCAUGGCCCUGAAGGACUGCGGAACAUAGCUAACCUUACUCAUAACACAGCUGUUAUUCUCGCUCAAGGCCUUCAGGAAGCCGGGCACAAAUUAGAGCACAAACUUUUCUUUGAUACUUUGCUGAUCACGCCAAGUACAUCUCAGCAGCAGAUAAGACAGAGAGCUGAAGAGAAACGGAUCAACUUACGUUACUAUAGUGAUGGAAAGAUAGGUGUGUCUGUGGAUGAAACAGUAAGCGAAGAGGACCUUAAUGACUUACUCUGGAUCUUCGAAACUUCUAAGACCAGGGCUGACAUCAUGUCAACCUUGCGCGACGGCGGCCUAAUCCUGCCCGGCCGAGCGCAUCCGGGAUAGCAGCCGCUCAGACGCACGGUCGGCAGUUUCCCCUGCACCUCAUCUGUUUUCCACCGCUUCCACUCUGAGACAAACAUGGUGCGCUACAUGAAGUAUCUGGAGAACAGAGAUUACUCACUCGUGCACGGCAUCAUCCCCCUGGGUUCAUGUACGAUGAAGCUGAACAGUACGAAUGCUGCCGAUAGCUUUCAGUGCCUCGAUCCAGUUGUUUCCACGAUCAUGGAGCUCAAGCGGAAAUAUGCCGGCCUGCGAACCAUCAAGGCCUAUCUAGCUGGCAAGGGAGAGAAGCACCGCGUCGUGUGCCUGAUUCCGACGUCAGCCCAUGGCACAAACCCGGCUAGUGCACAAAUGGCCGGUCUGAAAAUCGAGGAUAUCAACAUAGUCAAAUCAGGAGAAAUAGACAUGAAGCAUUUCCACGAGAAGGUAAAGAAAUUUCGAGACAUCCUAGCCUGCAUCAUGAUCACAUAUCCUUCCACCAAUGGACUGUAUGAGGAAGGCAUCAGGGAGAUCUGCGAUACAAUACAUGAAGCUGGCGGUCAAGUGUACUUAGAUGGGGCUAACAUGAAUGCUCAGGUCGGACUGUGCAGGCCAGGUGAUUAUGGCUCGGAUGUCUCGCACCUGAACCUACACAAAACCUUCUGCAUACCCCAUGGAGGUGGUGGUCCUGGAAUGGGCCCUAUUGGAGUGAAGAAGCAUUUGGCUCCCUACCUGCCGACCCACCCUGUGAUCGAUCCUCUCCACUCUGAGCUCGACCCUCGAUCAUUCGGUGUCAUCAGUGGCGCCCCCUACGGCUCUGGUUCGAUUUUGCCAAUUACCUGGGCCUACAUUAGGAUGAUGAGCGGUAAAGGUUUGCGAGAGGCAACGGAGGUGGCAAUUCUGAAUGCCAACUACAUGAUGAAGAGGCUAAAGGAUCAUUACAAGAUAAUGUUCAUAGGAACUAAUGGCUUCUGUGCGCAUGAGUUCAUCAUCGACGUAAGAGAUAUGAAAAAGACGGCUGGACUAGAGGCAGUUGAUGUAGCCAAACGCAUGCAGGAUUAUGGGUUUCAUGCUCCAACUGUAUCGUUUCCUGUGAUGAAUGGACUUAUGGUUGAACCUACUGAGUCUGAGGAUCGUGAGGAACUGGACAGAUUCUGUGAUGCCCUAAUAUGCAUUCGUCAGGAAAUUAGAGAUAUUGAAGAAGGCAAAAGUGACAUCAGAGUCAACCCAGUGAAGAUGGCGCCACAUCCACAGCGGGUAGUAAUGAACAGUAAUUGGGACAUGCCGUAUAGUCGAGAGGUAGCUGCAUAUCCUAUGCCACACUUGUACAUGAACAAGUUCUGGCCACCGGUUGGGAGAACAGAUGAAAUAUACGGGGACAAGAAUCUUCAGUGCACUGCUGCUCCGAUGGAGGUGUACAAGUCCCCGUACAUUAAUGACCAGCCCUGAAUCACUUUCUGUGUUUUGAUGGAGAAGGGUAUGCGGAUACGAAUUUACAAUGGAUUGAGGCUUAUUGCGGGUUCCCUCCCCAUUCAGUGUAAACACGAAGAAAGUCUGUUAAAUGUCUGAGAAAUAGUUAGGCAUAUGCAUUAUAUAGUGUGCAUUUAUGUUUAGAUGUGAAAACCAUUUUGAUGGUGGUUCGAAAUGAAAUAUUACAAGGUGCUUUCGUAUCAUCUAGCAUGUUAUGUGUUUUCGCAUGUAUGCAUAACAUGACUUGCCACUGAUGAAAUUUGUACUACCCAGUUACCAGGAGCUUAGAUAGACUUGGGACGUUAUUGGUUAUUGCUAUUACUAAUCAAAUAUACUCUACCCUGUGACUACAUUUAGCUGUGGGCAUAUGUAGAAAUAGGGUAUGUAUGACAUUGUUUGAAAUAUGAGAAGUAUAUGUCUACACAUUGAUAAUAUACAUUGUUCUUACUAAUAUGUAAAUACUUAAUAUAUUAUAAGGAGGUCCUUACAAAAGUCUAACAAGUAACUAGCAAUUGACAUAAUGUAAGGCAGUCCUAAUUUAAUACUUCUCUUCAAGCAAUAAUAUAGAUAUUUGUUAUAAGAUA